Molecule: messenger RNA, 2814 nt
Organism: Lodderomyces oxycetoniae
Lineage: Eukaryota; Fungi; Ascomycota; Pichiomycetes; Serinales; Debaryomycetaceae
Product: MAK10
Exons: 3
Coding region: 1-2814 (937 amino acids)
Biological process (GO): N-terminal peptidyl-methionine acetylation; mitochondrial respiratory chain complex I assembly
Cellular component (GO): membrane; NatC complex
Source: RefSeq, a predicted model, not a curated record
AUGAGUACACUUUCUAUGGAAAAACUAAGCCUUUGUGAAAAUGAUAAUGACCAUACUGACGAGCAUCAAGAGGUGGAGGAGCAGGAUCUAAUUGACGUUACAAAGGAGGUUUUUGCAUCGUUAGUCGGCAUUCAAGAUAAUAAAGUAUUAAAAUCGGAUUUAUUCCAAUUGUUAGAAGGAACUCGUGCUUUGGAAGUUCUAAAUGUCAAAUUAGACACUGGAAUCAUCCAAUUUGAUCAAGAUGAAAUAUCGUUUGAUUGUCUGGAACCUCAACCGGUUGAAACCAUCAUUAAUAUUCAAAGCAGCUUGCUAUCGCAGUUGGUGAAUUGGUUGGAAAGUAACAGCUUACCAGUAACAGUUCUUAGCUGUCGUUAUGUCCAAACAUUAUUGGAAAAUAAUCAAAACCAAUAUAGUUUGCCCACACAUAUUAGUCUUUUUCGAGAUCAACGACUCAAAUUUCGCGAAUUUGAAAAGAAUACCAAUUAUUGGCUAGUUCACAAAGUACUCAAAAGCUUUAUCAAGGGGUUAUGCCGAUUUGUUGGGUUUGUCCUUCAUUUGGCUUCAAUGUUUUUAUACGACGAAGAAGAUAUAAUGUCAAGAAGUAUGGAUUUGAAUUUCAUUCUGGUUACUACACCCCAAGCUGCUAUAGAUGAGAUAAAUAAAGUGAUAGAAUGGAUUUCAGUUAACAAAAUUGAAAAUUGCAACGUUUUGAUUAGUCAAUUGAGAAUAGUACAAAAUUUGAACAUGUUUGAAAUUGAUGUACCAAAUUUGAAACUACCCUUUUUAAAACAGCACGAGCAAGAAGGGAAAGGAGGAGGAGGAGAAGAAGAAGAAGACACAACAUCUUCAAAAGACAAUAUACCCACACCAUAUCUAGAGUUUUGUAAUGAAGCACUUUCAAAUAUAGAGUCUAUCAAAGAAUUUGAAUACAACACCGCAAGUAUUCCCAAGGGUGUAUUUUCCCAAUUCAUACAAACAGAUAUGUCAAAUCAAUACAUCCCAUAUGACGUGGCGCCAGUUGAUGUUUCACAUGCUUGCACUUAUUUGAGCUCCAUGUUUACAACCAUUCACAAUUUUGUCAUACAAGCUAUCAAAGUAAAAACAAUCAACCAGCUACAAGAUUAUUUACAAUAUAACAUCAGACAACCGAGUCGCCACUUUUCCGUUUUUGCUAGAGCUUUAUUUCAGUUUUUCCUAAUUCGUGACGAUAAAAGUAUCUUUGGGUCUCCAUCAGUCGAUAUAUCUGUACUCGUCGUAGACACAAUUGAGAAUCUUGUUGGUUACAAAACUAUACUACUCCAUGAUCUCGGAAAUCAAGUGGCACAAUUAAAAGAUGCAGUGAAAACGGAAGUUAUGGAACAACAUGUAUCAUACUUGCAUGAAUUGGAAAAAGCAAUGUACAAUAAUAUAUGCUUAUAUGGGAUCAAUCCAUGUAGAACCCAACAAAUAAUGUCCCGGGACCUAGUUGUGUGGGAUACUUUACAAGUUGGAUGGGAAUCGUUUGAAAUAGAAAUGGUUAGAAACUUCCAAAUUGGAGAUCAAUUAAACGAGAAAAAUGGAGAGCCGGCAAUAAGUGUUACUUCAUUCAUUUAUUUCCAAAAGAUGGAAUUGAUGUUUGAAUUAUUGAUGGCUGGAAUUGAGCUUGAACUAUAUAAGCCAUUUGAAUUAUAUUUGAUUUACUGGUAUGGAGAACUUUUAUUGAGAUAUUUAUUGGACCACUUACAAACGAGAAUUAAGAGUAUCAUAUUGAGCAAGAUUGACGAGAUUGAAGUCAAGAUUCCUAAAAAGUUAAAAAAAUUGAAGAAUGGACCAAAGAAGGAGAUGUUGAAGUUGCAAAACAAGUAUAAUAAUGAAGUGGUAGUACCAAAGCUACUCCACACGCUCAACUACCAGGAUUAUUUAGUAGGGUUUUAUCACACUAUACAGUUAUUCAUCAACUGCUAUGCCAAGUACUGCAUUGUAUUGGCUAAACUAAAGCUUGUUGAUUUUUCAAAAGGACCACCAAACAACUUGACGUCAAUGGAGCACUUGUACUACUUGAGGAUGAAACCAUGGUCAACGAUUGGUGUUCCUCUGUUUCCUUCAUAUAAUAGUUACAAACAAGCGCUUUUGCUUACAAAGCCAGAACCAAACAAUCGUGCCACUUUAAUGAAAUGUUUUGAAUUGUUAGCUGGAAUAAAGAGCAAUUUACAAAUGGUUGAGAAGGGAAUUUCAAGCUCAAUAAGUUACGUUAAACGCAACAAAAUUGACUUUGUUGAAAAUACUCUACUUUUAAAUUGGUUGGAUGAUAUGAGUCAAGCAAGCAAAGAGUUGGGGAAUAAUGCUAGUGAAUUAGGAAAGAUUUUAUCUGUUUAUAGAGAUGACUUGUUGUUAAUUUCACAAAAUUACAAGUUGAAAGUUGGAAAAGUUCGUUUUGUGAAAAAUAUCUACAAGUCAGGCUUGAAAAGAGCGGCAUGGCAACUACAAGUGCACAAUGAUGUGAAGAGCGGUAGGUUAGUUGGUACCGAUGAUUUUGGUAACAAAUUUUAUGAAACUGACGCCCCAGAAGAAAUACAUUUACGUACGAGAUGGGUGGAAUAUAGUAGCUGGCAUCCAGAUAUCUCACAAGUCGAGCCUGGUUGGCAUUAUUGGUUGGGAUACGGUAAUAAUACUCCACCUAAUGCCUUGCAAGAAGACCAAAAGACUAUUCGAGCUUAUCCCUUACCUGCAAAACACAAGCCCAAUUUCACAAAUUCUCCCGGUGCCUAUGUUUGCUAUAACACUGCCAAACCUAAGUUUAAGAGCUGGAGUCCACAAGUGACUGAGAGAGUAUAG